CUCACCACCUUGCGCCCAAUACCUUUUCCUCUUUGCAACCUCCUCUGAAGUCCUCGCAAUCCAGAGCUGCGCGCCCGCGAAUCCCACCACCGAUCCCUCUCAAUCGCGCUGUUUCAGCCAGACAUGGCGACGAGCCAACAUGCUGGGCCAAUGCUUCUGAGGAAGACUCGGAAGUACGGCCGGUGCGACUACGAAAGAUUCGACCACCUAUCCUCGUCGUCCGCCUGCGCCGGCUACGGAUCAAUCGGGAAGGUCAAGGUCAACUGCCGCUUCCUCUUCGCCGAGUCCCAGUGGGGGGUCCUCGGCCCGGCAGGGAACCCGGCGGGCAUCAUCUAUAUGGACCUGGACUUUGACCAGCCGCCCGACUGCCGCCUGACGUCGGCAAAGGUGCUCGUGACCCUGGAGGAGGUCCCGGACAGUCCAGAAGGGCUCAUAGGCCCGGCGUGGCGCCCCGUCAGGUUGACCGACAAUUACGGCCCGAAGCACAUCCGGGGGGAGCGGAGGGAGAUGCAGGUCAAGGAGACGCUGCACGUGAACCCGCACGCGCAGGCGUUCGGCUUCGGAGGGGGCGGGAUCGGCGUCGAGAAGCACCGGAGCAAGCUCGUGGCGGGCCGGUGGAUGUUCACGGGCCAGCUGAUCCCGGGCAAGCACAGGAACUGGGCGUUCCAGACGGUCAAGUGGGAGCUGGCCGAGAACCCGAUCGAGUCGCAGUCGUCGCACGCCAACGUCGUCCACACGGCCUUCGCCUUCGAGCACAACGGCAGGCAGUUCCACAUGACCGUCAAGGUCAAGGGCACGCUGACGGACUGGUCCGACCGCCUCAAGAAGAGGCUGAGGUUCGGCAAGGACGGGGACGCCACCACCGUCACGCUGAUCCGCUUCAACAAGCAGUACCCCUUCCAGCGCCCGCUCGACGAGCUGGCGAGCAGCCUGCCGUGGGCCAUGGAGGCGAAGAACAUGUUUGCCGUCCCCGCUGAGAUCCCCGACGCCGUCCCGGUGACCUUCCAGCAGGUUGCCCCGUCAUCGGCCCCCGCACCGAUUGGAGGUGCCCGGGCCCCAGCGUCAAUACCCGCCGGCCAGACGCAGCCCCUCCGCCCACCACCGGAGAGGUCGGAACUGGAACCCGCGGCAAAUUCAGAAAUCCCCCUCUCACCGUCGCAGGAGCCGGAAGACUUCUCGCUGGAGGACAUUGCUCGGGCAGCCGGCCUCAUCCCACAGUCGACUGCGCCUGCACCUCCCUCUCCCGCUCACCCGGAUAUCAUGGAUCACUCCGGCGCCUCCAUGUCAUCAUCGUUCACAGCAGUGGAGACGGAGGAGUCGGAGGCGGGCCAGGCCACGAGGACGAGCCCGAAGAGCAUGGAUAAGCAGGACAAGGAGCUUCUGCUGUGGUUUAUCGAGAUGCCGCUCAUCAUUGUCCUGUUGCAGUUCCUCUCGUCUGUGGUAGGGUAUCGGAGACGGUGGUUGUCGAAUGGCGAGGUGUCCGGCUCGUCGAUGUUGAAGAUGGAGGAUGCUCGUUCGGUUGAGGAGGCUGAAGCACGAAUAGGAAGGGGUCCCGAGGCAAGAGCUAUCGAGUAUAAUAACAUUGGAGGCAUCGAAAUGGUGAUUCCCGGUUUUAGGACGAGGCCGCGAGCCGGGGCGCGGCGGGCUGAGCCCGCGAUGAUUGAGAGGGAUCGAUCUAUGUCUUUGUGAGCUGCUGCCUGAUUAAUGUUCCUUCGGAGUCAUGACAAUGGAGGA
Phialemonium atrogriseum is the source of this 1734-nucleotide messenger RNA. RefSeq lists its product as uncharacterized. The coding region runs from base 124 to 1689 and encodes 521 amino acids. The transcript has a single exon. The record is from RefSeq and is a predicted model, not a curated record. Lineage: Eukaryota; Fungi; Ascomycota; Sordariomycetes; Cephalothecales; Cephalothecaceae.